Molecule: messenger RNA, 4068 nt
Organism: Pseudoliparis swirei
Lineage: Eukaryota; Metazoa; Chordata; Actinopteri; Perciformes; Liparidae
Gene: ryk
Product: receptor like tyrosine kinase
Exons: 16
Coding region: 458-2401 (647 amino acids)
Biological process (GO): cell surface receptor protein tyrosine kinase signaling pathway; positive regulation of kinase activity; axonogenesis
Cellular component (GO): signaling receptor complex
Molecular function (GO): protein kinase activity; ATP binding
Source: RefSeq, a predicted model, not a curated record
AGUGAGGAAAGAGCAACGGGAGGAAACAACCAUGGAGGGAGAAAACUGGAUGUAUUAGCUAGUUCGCUACUCUAGGGAACCUUCACCCCCCUACUUUCGUUUUCCUCUUGCGCAAAUCAAAGCGCCACAAUGCGGCGAUAUCCGGUGUAUGUGUUGUGCGCUGGGAAAACGUCGUAAACCAAAAAGUUCAAACGUUCAACGACAGUCCGACCGAGGACGGUUAGCACAGCCCCGACGAGAGUUAGCCCGCUGCGGCUAACGUAGCCUGCCUCUGCUAGCAAGAGAGGACAAGAAAGAAGAAGAAGAAAAAACAGGCUAGUGGAAAAGUGGUAACGGGUCAAAGUGGCGCUGCGGCGCGAAGUAACUAGUAAUGUUGCCUCCCGGGAUUAACUUUAGAUACGGAUGAGAAGUAAAUUGGGGAACAGCGAGAACAACUGCGAGCCGGACGACCACUGCGAUGUUGGGGUUGAUUCGCGGCUCUGGCAGCCCGCCGGAGUCCCGGGGUUGGCCCCACUCGGUGCCGUGGAGGCUCGGGGGCUUCUUCUUCCUCCUGCUGCUGGAAGGGGCCGGCUGCCUCGCCAACCCGAGCAGCACUUCUGGUGGCGUCGUCGUCGUCUUUAACAACAACAACAACAACAACAAUAACAACAACCUCAACCUCAACAACCAGCAGCAGCCCAGUGUCAACAUAUACAUGAGUCUCGAGGAGGUGAAGCAGCUUUUGGGCCUGGAUGCAGAGCUCUACUACGUGCGUGACGAUGUGGUGAAUCACUACGCUCUCUCCUUCACCCUGCCGGUGCCUAGUGAGACCAACAGCCUUCACUUCUCAUGGCAUUCCAAGACGAGGGUCGACUACCGGCUUGGCUUCCUCAUGGAGAACCCCGCUGCCAUGAACCAGCCACAGAGCAACAUCUCCACCCAUGGGGAGGUGCCCCGUGUUCCCUCUGUCUUCAGAGUGGACCUCUUCUGUUCCGGCAAGGUGGAUGGAGAGGCUGUUUUAACAGUGCAGCUCAAUCUGACCAUCCACGCCAACAACUACACAGUGCUCAACUUCAAGAGGAGGAAAAUGUGUUAUAAAAGAAUAGAUGACCCAAAGAGCCCCAUUCCCCUCAACAAUAACACUCUUCCGCGGCCCGAAAUAGACGGUGUCACCGCCCCCACCACCUCCACCCAGGUGUUCUACAUAAGUGUGAGCGUCUGCUGCAUUGUCAUCUUCCUGGUGGCCAUCAUCCUGGCCAUCCUGCACCUGCACAGCAUGAAGAGGGUGGAGAUGGAGGACAGUGUGAGUGACAGCGGCAGCUCACAGGGCCUGUCUCAGCCGUCCACCCAGACCACGCAGUACCUGAGGGCGGACACGCCAAACAACGUCGCCCCUGUCACCAACAAUCACCCUGGUUCUGCGCCCAUACUCCAGCUUGCUGCCACCUCCUUCCAAAACCCCGGUGCUCCCCCACAUGAAACUAAAAGUUACCCGUCUCUCCGCAUUGAGAAGAACGACCUGAGGAGUGUGACUCUAAUGGAGGCCAAAGCUAAAGUGAAAGACAUCGCCAUCUCAAGGGAGAGAGUCACACUGCGGGACGUCUUACACGAAGGCACGUUCGGGCGCAUCUUCCACGGCGUGCUACUGGAUGAAAAGGACCCCAGCAAGGAAAAGCAGGUCUUUGUGAAGUCGGUGAAAGAUAAUGCGUCUGAGGUGCAGGUGACCAUGAUGUUGACUGAAAGCUGCAAGCUCCGUGGACUUCAUCAUCGAAACCUGCUGCCCAUAAGUAACGUGUGCACGGAGGACGGAGAGAAGCCCAUGGUGAUGCUGCCUUUCAUGGCGUGGGGGAAUCUGAAGCUGUUCCUGCGGCAGUGCAAGCUCGCCGAGGCCAACAACCCACAGGCAAUCUCUCAACAAGACUUGGUUUACAUGGCCAUCCAGAUCGCAUGUGGAAUGAGCUACCUCGCUCGCAGGGAGGUCAUCCACAAAGACCUCGCUGCCAGGAACUGCGUCAUUGACGAUAACAUGCAGGUGAAGAUAACAGACAAUGCCCUUGCCCGAGACCUAUUUCCCAUGGAUUACCACUGUCUGGGGGAUAAUGAGAACAGGCCGGUCCGCUGGAUGGCCCUGGAAAGUUUGCUCAACAACGACUUCUCCAGUGCGAGUGACGUGUGGGCCUUCGGAGUGACGCUGUGGGAGCUGAUGACUCUGGGGCAGACCCCCUACGUCGACAUCGAUCCUUUCGAGAUGUCGGCCUACCUGAAGGACGGGUACCGAAUAGCACAACCAAUCAACUGCCCAGAUGAACUGUUUGCUGUGAUGGCGUGCUGCUGGGCCCUGGACCCCGAGGAGAGGCCCAAGUUUCAGCAGCUUGUUCAGUGUCUCACGGAGUUCCACGCGGCGUUGGGCGCUUACGUGUGAAAGCAAGCCGCUCCUUCCUCCUCUUCUUUCUUUUCUUUUUCUUUUAAAGCGAGGACUUUGACACUGAAGGCUUUGUGGACACUAUUCAUAAGGAACACAUGUAUGAAAACAUGCCUUAUCAGACAAAAGAGCAGACUUAAGUCAUGAUGAUUUGUAUUCUGUACAGUUCCUUUUGGAGUUUUUAUAUAGUUGAAUUCCCUUUUUACAGCAUAGCAAAGUAAAAGGAUUCUUUCUUGAAUAUUGUUCCGUCUGCUUUGAAAGCGUUUAGAAAUGGCAACCGUGGUGCUCUUUCCUCGCAUUCCCGGAUAUCUACGUGCCAGUGGACACAGUAUUUUCUAGAGUUUUGUAACUUAGUGAAACAGCGUCAACAGUAGGAGUGAUGCGGAUGAGAGUAAGUGGAUCGGUUCCGGUACCAGAGUGGACUCGAGGGGCUUCUUAUGUGCGUGGAACCACUGUCCAGCACGCCGCAGCACUCUUUGCUCCGGGGCAGCUCGGUACGAGAGGCCUCCUGGAAACCAGAUGGCGGUUUGUCCAGGUGAAUUGUUAACGAGGGGCACAGCGCCGCCGCGUGGUCUGGAGGACUUUGAGGAUCAGACGUCUGGACGCCACGGCUCGGACAAGAGAGCCACAUGUUGAACAACGUCUGGGCUGAGCUGUGGUCACCGUGGUCAUUUGAGAUGCCACCGCCUUCUUCCUCUUCCUGCCGUCUCUACAUGUUAUUCUCCACCGUCACAAACCUUCUCAGACAGAACUAUCAUUACGUUUAUUAUUUUAUAUGCUUGAUUGUUCUGCGUCAGAACACAGCCCUCCACAGGAAUUUACUUUCUUUUCUUUUUUUUAAUGACAGAUUUUUAUGGUGAGUAACUCAAACACAAAUAAUCACUGUGAACACGUAGAAACUGCUGACCAGCUCGGUCUAAUCGUAUUCCCACACCCUUUUAACAUCUUUGUGAUGUGUCUUUAUGGUCACUGCAUGUUGAAUUAAGGUUUUUAAACUGCUUCCCGAUUUCAUAUUCACAAAUUAAAUGGGAUCUUUUCAAUAUAGAACGUCUCCGAGAGUUUCGUAUUUCUUCUCCACGCCGGUAUCGCUGAGCUCAACAGCUCCCGUCUUUGUGAGGGAGAACGCCCGACGCCUGAUGUUUUGUCUUGUACCACGAAAGCCGCAGUUAAAGCCGAGUGUUUUGGUACAAAGAAUGCUUUCCUGUUUAGGAAAGCCCCCAAACACAGCGGUGGCUUCUUGUUGUUCAACCUUGCAAAACAUCGUGAAGAACUGGAGAACCAAAUGAGUAAAGCUACCAGUACUCUAGGAGCUGUGUUAGCAGAAAUAAGCCCCGCCACCUGCAUGAAAAGUGAGAAUGUUGUUAUGGAUUCUAUCUGGUUCUUAUUCUGUCUGUACGAUUUCCUCACCAGCAGAAGCCUCAAUGGACAACGAUACAAUGCAGCCGCAGGACAUGUUGAGUAAGGAGGAAGCUGUUGUGCCACAACAGUUUGGGGUUUAGAGCCGUCUGAAAAGUAACAACCACAGGUUUAAGGGGUUUCUGGAUUUAGUUUCGACACAAUCAUCAAGAGAACUCUGUAAACCUGUCAUUUAGAAAGACAGGGUCCCUGUCCAUACUUGUAGCAUCAUAUUAAAAAAAAAAGUUGGUUUUCAUCCUUCUAAGCUUUCA